CCUACUCUUCUCCUGCCUGAAGAACAUUCUUCAAUCUUGGCGCACAUCCUAUCCGUGAGGAAGAAGAAGCUGGAGAGGGGUUGCAAUGGGGUGCAUGCCUACCGUCGCCAUGCUGCUCGUGCAGAUUGGCUUCGCAGGCAUGAAUCUGCUGUCCAAGAUGGCGUUGGACAACGGCAUGAGCCCCUACGUGCUCGUCGCCUACCGUAGCCUGGUCGCCGCCGUCUUCCUCGCACCCUUGGCCGUUUACUUCGAGAGGGAUAUGUGGAAGCUGAUGACCAAGAAAGUAACUAUCGAGAUAAUCCUUUCCUCCAGUCUCGGCAUGACACUGUGCGAGCUGCUCUUCUUCGUGGGGUUCCAGUCGACGAGCGCCACCGUGGCAUCGGCGAUCGUCAACAUCGUCCCGGCGCUGACCUUCGCCAUUGCCGCGGCUCUCAAGAUGGAGCCGUUCCGGCCCAGGACGGCCGCCAGUCAGGCCAAGGUGAUCGGCACGGUCGUCUGUGUCGGCGGCUCCAUGGUCAUGCCCUUCUACAAGGGCCCGCAACUCAAGCUCUGGGAUUCCCCGAUCCAUUGGCACUACGCGGAGCACGCGGUGGCCGCUGCCGCGCCGGCUCCGGCCAGUAGCGCGGUCGGCGACGUCCUCAUCAUCCUUAGCGCCGUCUCCUGGGCCGGCUGGCUCCUCAUGACGAACAAGACGUCGGAGAGUUUCCCGGCGCCGUACACGAGCACGACGAUCAUGUCCCUGAUAGUCGGGGUGGAGUGCGGGGCAGUAAGCGCCGCCGUGGACCGGAGCCUCUCGGCGUGGAGCCUCGGGCUCGGCAUCAGGCUAUACUCCGUCCUCUACAUGGGGAUCAUCGGCUGGGGUGUCACGUUCGCGGUGAUGACGUGGUGCAUCCAGGUGCGCGGCCCGCUCUUCGUGUCCAUGUUCAGCCCCGUGGUGCUCGUCGUCGUCGCCCUUCUCGGCUGGGCUUUCCUCGACGAGAAACUGCACCUCGGAAGUGCUAUUGGUGCCGUGCUCAUUGUUGUCGGGCUGUACAUGGUGCUGUGGGGCAAGGGGAGGGAGAUCAUCAGCAGGCCGGCCCAACUCCACGGCAACCGGGCCAGCAAAGAAGGCCUGGGAUCGAAAGAGAAUGACGCGGAAAACGGCGGCGAUGCGGAAAUCUUGGUGGUUUGAUCCGAGCGUACGUUCCCAUGCAAAUGAAACGACGGGGAAUCAAAUCAAAGAUGGAAGGAAAAGAAGUGACUCGUAUUUGUGUUUUAGUUCGAGACGAAAAGAAGAAGAAGUUUAAUGCAUGUUGUUUUGUACUAGAAUAAAUCAUGGGGUGAU
This is a messenger RNA of Brachypodium distachyon (stiff brome), 1324 nucleotides long. RefSeq names its product WAT1-related protein At1g09380. The coding region runs from base 86 to 1171 and encodes 361 amino acids. Gene Ontology annotation, cellular component: plasma membrane. The record is from RefSeq and is a predicted model, not a curated record. The transcript has 6 exons. NCBI's taxonomy places the organism in Eukaryota, Viridiplantae, Streptophyta, Magnoliopsida, Poales, Poaceae. Gene Ontology annotation, molecular function: transmembrane transporter activity.